ACCAAGCAUUUGGCGUUCGCCAUAACGCCAUCAAGCGUCCAUUUUGUUUGAUUCUUCGGAGAAGGAACCGCCGGUGUUUGUUUAUAAUUUGGGAAUAUAAAUCCAGAAAUGAAUCGUCGUUCGGAAACCACCACGAAGGUAUUCGUUGGAAGCCUGCCCAACGGAGUCACCACCGAUGAUUUACGUCAGUUAUUCGCACCUUACGGAGCUAUCGCUGAAUGCGAUAUUUCCAACAGAUGUGGUUUCCUGCAUUUGGAAGACCACGAUCUCGCUAUGAAGGCCAUUUCUGAACUCAAUGGUACAAACUUCAUGGGCGGGAGAAUUUCCGUGGAAAAAGGACGUGUCAAGCCCAGGCGUGGCCCUGGCGGCGGAGGUCCGAUGCGUGGAGGAAAAGACAGAGGAGGACCUUACGCACGAAAUGAUUUCCGAGGCCCUCCCCAUAGAAACGGCGGCGGCUUUGGGGCCGGUCGCGAUUACCCUCCCUAUGGAGGCGGCGGCGACAGAUUUGGCGGCUACGACAGACCACAGAGGGGCGGUUAUGAGGGAGGAUAUGGGGAUAGAAGACCGCCGUACGACGAUCGGCGCGGAGGCGGUUUUGGGGGGGAUCGAAGGCCCUUCGGCAAUGAUUAUGAUCGGCGUCCGUAUGGAGAUGCUCGUGGUCCUGGUUAUCCAGAAGGGCCUAGAGGGGAGUUUGAUGAUAGAAGACCACCCCCACCUGCAGAAUAUGAUGAUAGAAGACCACUAAUGAAUGAUAGAAGACCAUUGUUAGAUCAGCAAGGUCCACCACCCAGAGGUCCUGGCACUUUUGACAGAGGGGCUCCAGUUGGAGAAUUGUACAGCAGAAGAGACACAGGACCAAAGCCAAUGGGUGGUGCAGGCGGCUUUGCAGACCGUAGUGGUUACGGUACGGGUUCGGCAAACGGCUACAGUGCCGCAUACGGAAGUCCCGCAACCGGCGCCCCGGCAGGUUACGGAGGUCCAACAGGUGCCCCGGCUAGCGGGUACGGAACCGGUGGCGGUAGUUUCGGCAACCCUCCUCCGCAAAGCGCCGGUUACAGCGACACCCGAGGUUACGGAACGGCACCAGGUUAUGGAAAUCCUGGCGGCUACGGCGACACGUACGGGACAGGAGCAGGAGGGCGUGGUUCUUACGACGCCGCUUACCCUCCACUACCUCAGCAGAGAGGAGGUUAUUUUUAAGCUGGCGUUGCGUUUGGAGUAGCGACAUCUGAGUGCGGUACGUCUAACUAUAUGCGGAUUGAGAUUUAAACGGACUUUGUAGAUGUAGUUGUGGUUAUUUAUAAAUUUGCGAAACAAAAAUUAUGCGCUGAAAGUAGGAAAAUUUGGGUAAAUUUGUGUCUUUACGGUAGGGUCUUUGUGCAAUGGAAGCGCCAAUAAGUAGCCUUAUAUAGAUUGGAAAUCUAAUAAGUGGUUUAAAACGUCUACCUGAUCUACUAGAUAUAGUUUUUGUUGUAGGUUAGAAUAGUUUUCACAGGUCGGGCAGACUUUUUUCCCCCCUCUUUUUUUUUCCUUAUUUUUAAAUUAUAUUUUCUAGCACUGUGGAAAGAGAAAAAACGCAAUAAAGCGAUUACAUAUUCUCUGAACUGUACUAAGUUUGUUCAAUUCUUAUUUGUAGCUAUGCGAACGAUGGCGGCCCUGGUCUCCAGCUCCCGGACGCAGAUUUUAAGCAGCCCUUUGUUGACACGACUGUCGUGUAAAUAUUUUUAAAACGGUCACUAAACGAAACACAUCCCUAGUAAAUAAGCUGCGUAUUUUCUCUAUACACCAAAUCAACCAAAAUGGCGCCCAGAUUUUAUUACCACCUAAUGCAAUUCGUAUUUUUUAAACGUAGUAUAAUUUUGCGUUUCAAUCUAGUUUUAAUGGUAACAAAUUAAUUUUCCUAUUUUGUAUUUUAUUCGUGAUCUUGGACGAAAUAUUAUCCUUUUGUGAGUUGUAUAGUUGACAUAAAUGUCUAUAAUAAAAACUGUCUUUUAUAA
Molecule: messenger RNA, 1997 nt
Organism: Zophobas morio
Lineage: Eukaryota; Metazoa; Arthropoda; Insecta; Coleoptera; Tenebrionidae
Product: RNA-binding protein 4.1-like
Exons: 5
Coding region: 109-1200 (363 amino acids)
Cellular component (GO): nucleus
Molecular function (GO): mRNA binding
Source: RefSeq, a predicted model, not a curated record